CGCGGUUCGACCACCAGCGAGCUGAGCGCACUGACGACCGCGUGGCUGCAGUCGAAGCAGAUGGACGGGCUACUGUUCUUCUACCGGUCGCACCCCACGGUCACUGUCUCGGACGCCGAGUUCCUGGGCCAUUUUAGGCGCAUGCGCGACGACUUGGCGCUGGUCGGCCUGUUCGUGUCGGCCGUGGUCUCCUUCCACAAGGAACAACCCGACGGCCCAAUGUCGAUUAACAACGUGCUCUCUCUGGUAGAGGACAUCGUGGUUCUGCGUACACACGACCUGUCGCCGCCGCCAGCAGACGCCGCCGCCUGCCCGAUGCCGUUCGCACUGGGAGGCGUCACGCGGGCUCCGAGCUUCUCUCGUCUGAUUGCCGACAUGAAGGGAGCGCUGCCCGACUUCGAGCGGUCGAUCGCGCCCCGGCUGCUGUUCAGCGUCACCUGCGAGGCGACCAGCUACUUCCUCAACUCGUCCACAGCGUUCCACGAAGGAGACCCCGCGGUUAAGAUGACCACGGGCUCGAGCUACUGGCAGAUGUGCGAGAUGGCAGCAAAGCUGGGCUACUCGCGUCACUACUCACGUCACGGCGACUGUCACGUGGUGCACAAGGACCGAUUCUGGCAGGCCGGCCUCGGACCCAACUCGACGCGCCUGUUCACCGCCACGCGCCGAUUCGCAGGCGCCAUGCUAUUCGCGAUGCACGCCGACGAUGCCAGGGGCCGGUGCGGGCAGCCGCACGGGCUGGUCAAUCACGUGCGCCACUCUUUGGACCGUUUCGCGGCGCCCCCUGUCGCCGCUCGCAACGAAUGAGAAUAGCGUGGC
Molecule: messenger RNA, 819 nt
Organism: Rhipicephalus sanguineus (brown dog tick)
Lineage: Eukaryota; Metazoa; Arthropoda; Arachnida; Ixodida; Ixodidae
Exons: 3
Coding region: 61-807 (248 amino acids)
Source: RefSeq, a predicted model, not a curated record